UUUAACGUCAAUUAAUUCGGCUGAAGAUGUUUUGUUUAUACUUUGUGAAUCAUAUUCGAAAGUAAAACAUUCAAAAAAUCCCUUACAAAACUAAGAAAUGCACGCAAAAUUACCGGUGAAUAGUUAAUAAAUAGGAGAUUGCUAAAACAGAAGAUUAUGGCUUGUUCGUUGUGCUAUGAGUCCAGGGAGGUGUUGAUUGAUUUCGAAAGUGAUGAAGCAAAACAGUUGUACAUUGCCACGAUACUCUAUAAACAUUUCCCAUUUUGUUUCAAUGAAGAGCCGAGAUUCGGUUAUGUUUGCCGAAAAUGUUGGUGUAAAGUGGAUGUGUUUCAUCAGUUUUUCAUUCGAAUAGAAGAAAUUCAGGGCAUUUGCUAUAGAAGUGAGCAUAUUGAUUCAAACAAGUGUGAUACUACCUCGAGUGAAUCGAAAGAGUUGAUAAUCAGUGAGAGUAUCGAAUUCCUUGAGAACGAUGAUAUAACCAACAACUUUGACAAUAUUUCAACAGAUCAUAAUUAUUUCGAUGAAAACAGCGAUGAAGAUGAUCGCACAGAACUCUCUUUACCUUCAAUUAAAGAAGAGACCGACGACACUGCACAGAAACAAUUGAAAAAUUCACUAAAGAAACGAAAAUAUAAAAAACACCCAAAAUUAGAGAAUCUGAAGUGCAAUGAUUGCGAAGAGACAUUUGUCAGCAUAUACAGAUUGAAAAAACACGUAAAAGAGAAGCAUCCCGAAGUUUCGUAUCGAUGCGAAAACUAUCAUUGUUCGGAAACUUUUGCAUCCGCAGAACACUUGAAGGCACACACGAGAAAAAGGCAUGGCAAAGUUCCGUGUCCACAUUGUAGCAAGAUGAUUCUGGCGAAGGGUAUGAAGAAACACAUUCGAAAAGUUCAUGAAGUCGACCAAGGAGUCGUGUGUCAUCUGUGCGGUAAAGUUUCAAGCACUAUUUUCAUGCACAAGUACCACAUUCGAUCUGACCAUGAGGUUCACGAAAGACUUCAAUGUGACAUCUGUAAAGAAUGGUAUAAAAAUAAGGAAAAUCUGCGAUCACACAUGAAAAGUAUUCACGUGGAAGGGCCAAAAACUUGUAAUAUAUGUGGUCGGAUAUCCACAAACAUGAAGGCGCUAUCGAAACACAAGAAAAUUCAUUUGGAAGGCUCAAAGGAACGGUUCAAGUGUAUUGUUUGUGGAAAGGGAUUUCGUGAUCGCACCAAGCUAAAAGAACAUGGUUACAUUCAUACUGGCAUAACAGAUGCGUAUGUUUGCCAGUUUUGCGGGAAAGCUUUUCGUUUUGGCUCGUCCAUGUAUGCUCAUAGGAAAAAAGCCCAUCCAAACGAGAUGAAUGCAUUGAAAUUUAGCUGAGAUUCGUGAUUUGAUCGAGAUUAAUCAACGCGUUUUCCAUCACAAAAUAAAAUCGCAUUUCAGAAGAAUAUGAAGAAAAGAAAUUUAAAGAUACGACGAUUCGCCAUCGUAAUCAGUGUCAAUAAUUGAACAUUUUAUUUGUUAUGUUAUCGAACAUUGUCAAACCACACACCGUGAUUUCCAGCAAAUUAUUUUAAUGACAAAAAUGUUGACUUGAAUAUGUUUUAAUAAAAUUCAUACAUGA
This is a messenger RNA of Sitodiplosis mosellana (orange wheat blossom midge), 1606 nucleotides long. Its product is annotated as zinc finger protein 595-like. The transcript has 6 exons. NCBI's taxonomy places the organism in Eukaryota, Metazoa, Arthropoda, Insecta, Diptera, Cecidomyiidae. Gene Ontology annotation, cellular component: nucleus. The record is from RefSeq and is a predicted model, not a curated record. Bases 157 to 1362 code for a protein of 401 amino acids.